This is a messenger RNA of Drosophila willistoni, 1227 nucleotides long. Its product is annotated as serine protease easter. Bases 83 to 1165 code for a protein of 360 amino acids. The record is from RefSeq and is a predicted model, not a curated record. Gene Ontology annotation, molecular function: serine-type endopeptidase activity. Lineage: Eukaryota; Metazoa; Arthropoda; Insecta; Diptera; Drosophilidae. The transcript has 4 exons. Gene Ontology annotation, biological process: proteolysis.
CAGUCACAAACCCGACUUGUUUGGAGCAGUUGUAAAUAAUUCAAAAUCGGAUUGGAAAUCUGGUUAAUCUGCUCCAGACACUAUGGGAAUUAAAUUAUUUAUAGUUGCUGUUGUUUUUUGCUCGUUGGCAUUGAGUGCGGCGGGUCAGAGGACAAGGACUCCUGACUGCUUAGCAAAACUUCCCGAUGGAAGGGUAGGGGGUCACUGCAUUCCGGUACGUCAAUGUGAUUUCUUUAUGAAAAUCCUGGAAGCCGGCAAUGUAUCAGAUAGUGAUCGGAUUUUAUUAAGGGAAAAUCAAUGCGAUAUACUAAAUCAGGAUAUCCAGGCAUGUUGCCCAAGUACAGUGGGUCUGGGAGCCCUUAAUCACCCACUGCUGCCUAGAGACUGUGGUAGAGUCAAGUGGCAGCGUAACAAUCAGACAGAAACAACGAUCAGGGAGUACCCAUGGUUGGCCCUCAUUGAGUUUACGAAGCAGAACAAUGAGAAAAUCCACGCAUGUGGAGGUGUACUUAUCAGUCAGCGUUAUCUCCUCACAGCAGCACACUGCAUUCAUAGCUCGAAUUGGACACUUAGUGGCGUACGCGUCGGCGAGUGGGAUACCAGCACCAAUCCUGAUUGCCAAGUUUCGUCGGACAGGUCCAUGCAAGUGGACUGUGCUCCAACUUACCAAGACAUUGCUGUGGAAGAGGUUAUAGUCCAUCCCUUAUACCAGAAAAAUAGUUUCAACCAAACGAAUGACAUUGCCCUUAUUCGUUUGGGAGCCUUGGCACAAUUAAAUGAUUUCGUUCAGCCCAUUUGUUUGCCCAACAAGCAACUGCGUGCUGACGAACUAGAGGGCCUGGUCACUGAGGUGGGCGGCUGGCAGGCCAAAACGAGUACCAGAAUGCGGAAAAGCCAAGUUAUUAUCACUUCUCUUAGGGACUGUCAAGAAAAGUACUCGGUCUAUCACCUGAAUAUCCAGCCCUCGCAACUGUGUGGUAAGGCUAAUGCCAACGAGUGUCAUGGAAAUUCUGGGGGACCCUUGAUGCUCUAUAAGAAUGAUGCUUAUCUAUUAGGUGGCUUGUUAUCCUUUGGCCCUGUUCCAUGUCCUUCGGCUGGUUGGCCAGAUGUGUUUACGCGAGUCGCAUCUUACAUAGAAUGGAUACACAGUAAACUGAGGGCCUAAAUUAAAGUAAAUGUAAAGUUAAUGUGCGCAAUUCGAAUACAAAUAAAAAAAAUUGAUCAAAA